Larimichthys crocea (large yellow croaker) is the source of this 1830-nucleotide messenger RNA. RefSeq lists its product as uncharacterized. Gene Ontology annotation, cellular component: extracellular region; membrane. Gene Ontology annotation, molecular function: lipid binding. The transcript has 4 exons. Gene Ontology annotation, biological process: lipid transport; lipoprotein metabolic process. The record is from RefSeq and is a predicted model, not a curated record. NCBI's taxonomy places the organism in Eukaryota, Metazoa, Chordata, Actinopteri, Sciaenidae.
AUGCAGAGAAGCUUACAGACAGCUUUAUACCGCUACGCAGAGGAUACCCUCAAAUGCUUUGACACAGUGAAAGACUUCUGUGAGAAGAUCUCGACAUGGACAGAUGCAAGGAAGACAGAGUUGAAUAAGAUGAGGGAAAUCAAAGACAGGGCUGAUAAAAUGAAUUUCAGCUAUGUUACCCAGUCAAAGGGCAAACCUAAGGCUUUGUGGGAAUAUGUGAAGUGCAAGUUGACCCUAAAACUUGCCAGCAGCCAGCGUGCAGAGCUGCAGAAGGAUCUGGCUGCUGUGCUGGAGGACACUCUGAGAGGGCUGAAGCAUCUCGAGCGCUUCCUGGAUGCAGUGGAGAAGCUGGCGGUCACCUCAGUUCAUGUGUUCACGGAGGAGAACCAGGUGUUACAUCUGCCCAAAGGAAUCAGCCCUGAACAGGUUCAGGUCGUCAUUGCUGCCGCACGACUGAUCUGCCCUCUCCUCCUCGUGUUUAAAAGAGAUGCAAGUGUCUUCUUCCUUCCCAGACUUCAGAAUGUGGAAGUGCUGUCAUAUCAGCUGGACAAAUACAUUCAGACCACCCAGAAGAUCUGUGACACGUUGGAGAAAAGGUAUUUAGGUCUUAAAAUAAAAUAAUAUAAUAAAUCUAAUAAAAAACAGAAAGAAAAUAAAUUAUCAAAUGAAAUUGAUUGUUCCCUUUUCAGUCAGCGGCCCCUGAUGACUAGAGAAACUCUGGUGGACCUCGGCGUGGAUUUGUCUGAAGAUGACAUGCAAAAGAUUGUUUGUCACUGUAAUGAACAUUUAGCAAUCAGGAUGGACCAACACUUCCGGAUGGUGUCCCUGUUUCAGGAAACUUCCUGUUCUGACUUCAUCGGUGAGUUCAACAAGCGUCAACCCAGGAUGCUGCAGUUUCUAAAUGACCUGGAGGGCAGUGCUGUUCAGCUGGAUCGGAUGAAUAAGGGGGCAAAGAUUUCGAGUGUGGCAGGCAGCUCAGUGGGGGCAAGUGGAGGCGUGCUUUCCAUUGUUGGUUUGGCAUUAAUUCCUGUAACAGCUGGAGCAUCUCUAGCUCUGAUAAUCACCGGGGCAGCUCUGGGGAUCGCCAGUGGAGUGAACAGUGGUGUCACCACCGCCACAGAGAUUUUCAUGAACCGUAAACAUCAAAAGAAAGCCAGUGAAACCUUCCAGAGCUUCACGGAGGAUGUACAGAGUCUCCAGGAUUGUCUGGAUGAGGUGAUGAGUCAAGCAGACAUCAACAUGGAGGCAAGUGAGAUAGAUGUGGCUGUGGGAGUAGGCAAAGUGCUUCAGAAGGUUGGCAGUGUUGGAAAAUGUAUUGAUUCAGUUGUUGAUGGUGCCUCUGCUUUUAAGAUAUUUAAAACUGAAGAGGUGAUUGCUAGUGCUGGAAAGGUGGUGGCCCAGGAAGGUAAAGCAUUACGUAACGCGCCCAGGGUGGCCGCAGACAUCCCAGAUAUCGGUCAGGCAGCAGUCAAAGGCCCUCUUGCCCUCUCCAAGUCAGCCAGAGCAGGUUUCAUUGCAGUCAAUGCUCUUUUCCUCGGCAUGGAUAUCUUCUUUAUCUGUAAAGACAGCAUCAGUCUGUCCAAAGGCAGCGAGACUGAAGUCUCAGAGUUCAUCAGAGCCAGGUCUGCACUCUGGAAAUCAGAGAUGGACUCAUGGCAGAAGAUCUGUGAUUCCCUGCGAGAAGGUCUGCUGACAUCAGAGAAACACCAAGCUGUCCUGGACAAGCCAUUUUAUUUACUUUCUUCAUAGAUGCCGUUUGAUGCCAUGAUGCAAAUGUUAAUGGUGUCUACCGUUUCCUCCUCACUUCAGUGAAUGACGGGUAGCUGUCAU